Molecule: messenger RNA, 2308 nt
Organism: Neurospora tetraspora
Lineage: Eukaryota; Fungi; Ascomycota; Sordariomycetes; Sordariales; Sordariaceae
Exons: 1
Coding region: 109-2139 (676 amino acids)
Molecular function (GO): protein binding
Source: RefSeq, a predicted model, not a curated record
UUCGCCCGCAAGCUUCAAAUCAACCACAUCCGCUCUUCAGCUUGAAGCCUGCUCGCGAACGAGUAGCGUUACUUGGCUGCGCAAUACAACGGCGGCGAAUCGUGCAAAAUGGCCAGCAAAAGAACACAGCCUCUGGUUGCCUACGACGAUGACUCGGACCAUCAUGACGAAAACGACCACGGCAGCGAUACCGACUUCCUCCCGCGUGCGAAGCGCCGACGGCUGAACCCCCGCGCUGUUGACAACAACAAUUCCCUGCCGGCCACGCGACCAACACGCGCUCAGCAGCCCGAUCCCGACCCCAGACAUAGUACCGCCCGCGAUCUCCUCUCCUCUCUCUCAGACGAGCUCCUCAUUCGCAUCCUAUCGUUCCUCUCUCUCCAACACCUCCUCGCCGUCGCCCCAGUGUCGCGCCGCUUCUACCAACUCGCCGGAGAUUCACAGCUAUGGAAGGCUCUAUACUACGCGCGCUUCGUGCUGCCGCGCGCCAUGAGGAUACCGGGGUUUCGAGACGCCGCGGCCGGCGGAGGCGGUGCCGGUCACAAGCUGCAUUACUCGGGCAGACGGACGCUGUGGGCUGAUGGGCGACGGGGUGGCGUUGUCCAGGAAAAAAAGGAGGGGGGCAAUAAGGCUGGAAUCAAGAGGAGGAGAGACGAGCAAAGUAUUUUCGACAACAGCGGGCGAGGCAUACAAGUCGACGGACGGUUACAAGAGCGGAAAUGGGAGCCGGUCAACUGGAAGAGGCAAUACAAGAUCCGAUACAACUGGUCGAGGGGCAAAUGCGCGGUUGAAGAGCUCAGGAUAGGAGGUACGGGGGACACGCAAGAGGGAAAUCAACAACAGCAAGAGCGCAAGGUGCUCGUCAAAGUGGUGGAGGGAAUCGCAAUUACCGCGGAUAAGGUGUCGGGUUUGCGCGCAUGGGAUCUGAAGAGCAGACAUCUGUUGGCCCAAGUGAGUCUCUGCGAGGAUGGACUGGAUUCUACGCCGAGCUGUAUUGCGGUUGACGACAGCGAGUUGGACCACGGGAUAUUGGAUGUGGGGGUAGGGUUCGUAGAUGGGAGUUUUGGGGUUUGGAGGCUAUUCGGUGGUGGCGAGAACCGUCUCGUAAGGCGGUACAAACACGAAAAGUCGAGCAAUGGGGAAAUCGUUGCGAUGGCGUUGUCGUAUCCAUACCUGUUGACGGCCACGGCAGCGGUGCUGGUAUCGCUUUACACUUUCGAGGUACCAGAGCAACUACCGGCAGAGCAACCGACUGAGGUUUCGAGGACGGACAGCGAGACGAAAACGACGGCGAAAGCGAGUGGCUCAGUGGAAGAGAAGUCGAGUACCUCUGAGAACGACACCGAUACUCUGCCAGCGCCAUAUUUACUCACAUCCCUCAACUCCUACUCAUCGAGACCUCCUCUUGCACUAUCCAUACGAAAAAUGGCCUUAACAACCGUCGCUUCAAUAGCUUACACCUUUUCCACCCGACGGGGCUGGUCCAUCGGUCUUCAGGACAUGCACAUUCGGGCCCCAACUACAGGUGUCAAGUCCGCCCCCGAAAUCACUACCACAAAAACAGCAUACACAAUGCCGUUAGACACAGGCAGUGGGCUGCAGGCAACACCAGCAACACCUCUACACGAAAUAGUUGCCAGGUCUCGGGAACAAGACAGCCCAUCCUCACGAUCCCGUCCAGACACGGUCGGGCCUACGACGCUCUGCUACACCCACCCCUAUCUCCUAGCUACUCUACCUGACAACACGCUCGUGCUGCAUAUGUGCACAUCUACCGCCUCCUCGCUGUCCAUCUCUCGCGGCAUCCGGCUAUGGGGCCACACGUCGGGAAUCAGCAACGCCGAGAUAACGGCGCGGGGGAAGGCCGUCAGCGUCAGCUCGCGAGGCGAAGAGAUGCGUGUGUGGGAGCUUGAAGGGCGGUCGAAUGGGGUUGGCAGUCGGAGCAUAGAGAUCAAACCGGGUCAGGCCUCAAAUAAAAGCGGUUUCGUCCCCACUAACCGCCUUGCAGUAGACAACCAAGAUUUGGAAUACGAUUGGGAUGAACGGAGGAACUGGGUUGGAUUCGACGAUGAGAUGGUCAUCGUGCUGAAGGAGAAGAGGGGUGGGGGCGAGAGUCUGAUGGUUUAUGACUUUACUUGAGUUGAUAACGACCGUGUUCGACAUGAACGCCGACAUACUUCUUGCCUAACAAUUGUCAUUCUCUGAAGGUCACUUCAUAGCUGAUGGGGGGUUAAAGGGCUUCACUUUCCGGCCGGUGGUGAACCUACGGGAAACUCUGGUCGACCUUUAAUCGCACUCAAACACCAAG